CGUGGCCCUUUCCUUUCCAAGAUGGCGGCGGCCGCGGAGGCCGCCUCGUUCCUGGCCCUGAGCCCCGGGGCGCGGGACCCCGGCAGCGCCCGGCGGCGGCCCCGCGGCGCCCGGCACCGCAAGAAGGGCUGGAAGCGCUGGGCCGGCCCCGAGGCGCGGCUGGGCCGCGAGAUCGGCGACUUCCUGGAGGAUGUGGCGCUGCAGCAGCGGGUGGCGGGGGGCCUCAUCGCGGAGCAGCCGGACGAGGGGCUCUUCUUCGUGGACACGGGCAAUGCGGAGAAGGAUCGGAAGCUGAACAAGGGCCGGGAGAAGCCGCUGCACAUCGACCUCGUCCUGCGGCCCGACUCCAAGGUGCCAGCACCCAAAAACAUUUUGGCCUACCAGGUCCCCAACGGGCGCAAGGAGAGGCGGCGGCGGCAGUUUUGGGAGCGGCUGGAGCAGCGCGGCGUGCUGCCCCGUGCCGAGCGCCUGCUGCGGGCACGGCUGCGGGCAGGGGCCCCCCCGAGGGAAAAACCCCUGGAAAAAGGGCGCCUGGACCCCUCCCGGGACUUCUACGACAUCUGGGCGGAUGACAACCCCCUGGAGCAGGCGAUGGCGGGGCAGGACAGCUGGUUCCUGCAGGAGACCAAGAAGCAGAGGGUGAAGCGCCCCCCCAGGCUGCAGAAGAAACCCUCGCAGGUCCCCGCCGUGGAAGUCAUCGCCCCGGGGGGCUCCUACAACCCCACCUUCGAGGACCACCAGGCGCUGCUGCUGCGGGCGCACGAGGUGGAGGUGAGGAAGAAAAGGGAGGAGGAGAAGGUGGAGCGGCAGCUGAGCUUCCCCCCCGCCGCUGAGGCCCCCACCGCGGAGACGGUGUUCCGGGAGCAGUGCGAGGGGCUGCUGGAGGAGUCGGGGGGCGAGGAGGAGGAGGAGGAGGAGGAGGAAGAAUCAGGGGGGGCGGCAGACCCCGAGGACCCCCCCAAAGCAGCCGCGCCCCCCCCUCGGCCGGGGAAGAAAACGGAGCAGCAGCGGCGGAGGGAGAAGGAAGCGCGAGCGCUGGUGCUGCAGCGUCGCCGCGAGAAGGCAGCGCGGUGCCGGCGGCAGGAGCUGUUCCGCCUGCGGGCGCUGGGCCGGCAGCUGCGGCGCUGGGAGGCCGAGCGGCUGCGGCGCCGCCGCGCGCGGGAAGCCAAGCGCAGGGCCCUCGAAGGCCGGCCCCGACGCCUCGGGCGCCUCAAGUACGAGGAGCCGAGUCUGGAGGUGCAGCUGAGCGACGAGCUGGCCGAGUCCCUGCGCACGCUGAAGCCCGAGGGCAGCGUGCUGCGCGACCGCUUCAAGAGCCUGCAGAAGCGGAGCCUGAUCGAGCCCCGGGAGAGGGCAAAGUUCAAGAGGAAAUACCGCCUGAAAUACGUGGAGAAGAGAGCUUUCCGGGAAGUGACGUUGUAGCUGCGCUUCCUCGGCCCAAUAAAACCCUUUGCACCA
Cygnus olor (mute swan) is the source of this 1458-nucleotide messenger RNA. It is a transcript of the gene NOP53, whose product is annotated as NOP53 ribosome biogenesis factor. Gene Ontology annotation, biological process: ribosomal large subunit assembly; rRNA processing. Gene Ontology annotation, molecular function: 5S rRNA binding. Gene Ontology annotation, cellular component: nucleolus. The transcript is spliced from 13 exons. The record is from RefSeq and is a predicted model, not a curated record. Bases 22 to 1422 code for a protein of 466 amino acids. Lineage: Eukaryota; Metazoa; Chordata; Aves; Anseriformes; Anatidae.